AUGUUAGGUAGAUCUUUGUAUAACAGACUGACCUUGAGAUACUACUCGCAAAAGACUGGUGGUGCCAACAAUGUGAAAGUUUUCGACAGACAUGUCAAAUGGUUACAGAAAGAGAGAGCUGCUCAUAACCCAAACUCCAAAUUUGCAGAGUACCUACGUGAUGAAAUAAAUCGCCGUACUAUUGAUAGACUAGCUUUUUUGAAGACAGACUUCACCAAUGUCCUCGAUUUCGGUGCCCAUGCUGGCAAUUUUGAGAAACUACUAUGCGAUCCAUCGAGGGACACUCAAAACUCGCAAUGGAAGGCGGAUAGAGAGCUUAUCAAGUCAAAGAUAGGAAAAAUUGUCAUGGUGGAAUCCUCUAAAUCGUUACUGUAUAAAGAUUUGACUUCAGCGUUCAAUAAUGAACUUAAUAUUGAUAGAAUCGUCGCUGACGAAGAGAAUUUUGAUGUUCCUGAACUUUCUGAACCUAACCAAUAUGACCUAAUUAUUUCCAACUUGUCAAUGCACUGGAUCAAUGAUUUACCGGAAGUAUACAAAAAGCUACACAAUUGUCUUAAACCAGAUGCAUGCUUCAUUGGCUCGAUGUUUGGUGGUGAUACUCUUUUCGAGCUAAGAACAAGUCUACAGCUAGCAGAGAUCGAGCGUUAUGGUGGUCUAUCUCCUAGGAUUUCUCCCUUUGUGGAAUCAUCAGAUGUAGGUAACUUGAUGCAAAAGGCAGGCUUCCAAAUGCUUACUGUUGAUGCUGAAGAAUUGAUAGUAGAUUACCCAAAUGUCAUGGCAUUGAUGGAGGAUCUACAAUUGAUGGGUGAGAACAAUUCAGUCCUAAUGACUCCCCCUCCUCUUACUAAAGACUUAUUGAUGGCUGUCGAGCCUAUUUACAGAGAAAUGCAUGGUGACAAAAAAACUGGUCACUUGCCAGCAACAUUCAGGUUUGUGUAUAUGAUUGGUUGGAAACAAGGUAAGUAUUUGGCUAAACCUGCACAGAGAGGAAGCGCAAACGUUAGUUUGAAGGAUGCUUUAGACGGUAAGACUAUUACAACCACUACUACAUUAACCGAAGAUGAGGAACCUACGACGACGAAGAAAUAA
Messenger RNA from Pichia membranifaciens NRRL Y-2026, 1089 nucleotides. RefSeq lists its product as hypothetical. The record is from RefSeq and is a predicted model, not a curated record. Gene Ontology annotation, biological process: mitochondrial respiratory chain complex I assembly. Gene Ontology annotation, cellular component: mitochondrion. Lineage: Eukaryota; Fungi; Ascomycota; Pichiomycetes; Pichiales; Pichiaceae. The transcript has a single exon. The coding region runs from base 1 to 1089 and encodes 362 amino acids.